GCUUGUUCGAUAAACUAUCUCUCUGCUCCAUAUAACUGAAUCAAAGACUUUUUACGAGAAAGGAAGAAAGAUCAAAACUCUUUCUUUUUUUGUUCUGUUUCCAGAAAAUCUAAUCUAAGAAAUGGGUAACGCGUUUAGGUUACUCCGGAAAUGCUUGAAUCCCACGGCGGACGAUAAGCCUCACGGCGUCUCCGCCUCUUCCGCCGGCGUCUCAGCUCUUUCUCGUGAUCUCUUAAACUUUGAGACCACUUCUCAGGUUCCUGAAAAGCUUGGGAGUUACGUUGUGUCUUCCCAAAAGGCUCAAGCAAACUGGUAUAGAAAAAUACUUGAGGCAUGGAAGCAAGCUAAGCCUCGGCCUAAAACUCCUGAGGAAGCCUCUAGGCUUGUUAUCGCGACUCUAAAGAACCAUCUAAAAGCAGAUGUUGAGGGAUUUUUGUCUUUCUAUGGACUGCCUUCACCUCACAAUCUCGUUGAGGUCCCUACGGAAUCUCCUGUGUCUUUACCUAAAGGAGUUCGGUUUGAGCUUAAAACGCUUCCGGUGGAUACAAAAUCUGUAGCAGAUGGAGAUACCGUUACUGUAUAUGUUAGUAGCAAAGACCCGCUUGUGUCAUCUUCUCUUCCUAAGGAAGUGAGUCUUGCAGCGGUUAAAAGAGCGAAAGCGCGUGAGAAGAAGAAUUAUACUGAAGCAGAUGCACUUCACAAGACUAUCAUAGCUUCUGGUUACAGGAUGAUAAGUUUUCAGAAUGAAGAAGUGCUUGCUAAAAAGUUCAGGAUUAGACUAAGCGGAAUAGAUUCACCGGAGAGCAAAAUGCCGUAUGGAAAAGAGGCGCAUGAUGAGCUACUCAAGAUGGUUGAAGGGAAAUGCUUGAAGGUGUUAGUAUAUACAGAGGAUCGUUAUGGAAGAUGUGUAGGAGAUAUAUACUGCAAUGGAAAAUUUGUACAGGAAGUAAUGCUAAAGAAAGGUCUUGCUUGGCAUUAUGUAGCCUACGACAAGCGUGCAGAGCUCGCAAAGUGGGAAAAUGAGGCUAGGCAAAAGCGUAUUGGCUUGUGGGCAUCUUCUAAUCCAGAGAAACCAUGGGAGUGGAGAAAGAACAAACGUGAAGGAAAGUAAUUAUAAAUUUAUAACAAAACC
Molecule: messenger RNA, 1132 nt
Organism: Arabidopsis arenosa
Lineage: Eukaryota; Viridiplantae; Streptophyta; Magnoliopsida; Brassicales; Brassicaceae
Source: the annotation of a GenBank genome assembly